AUGCCCAAGGACGGUGAUAAUGUCCCGGUCCGAGCCGAACCAAGCUCUUUAGACCUUUUGAACACAGUGUCAGUGAAAGUUCCAGCUUUUUGGCCAGAUUCCGCGGAAGCCUGGUUUGUUCAAGUGGAAGCCCAGUUCGCGCUCAAGGGAGUAACCACCAGCCUCACGAAGUUUUAUUAUUGCGUCUCGUCCUUCAAUCAAGAGACCGCCAACCAAGUUUUGGAUCUGAUAAAGUCUCCGCCGUCCUCUGAACCUUACGAAGCCUUGAAGAAACGGCUGUUGAGACUCUUUGCCCUGGAUGAUUUUCAACGUUAUGAAGCAAUCUCUAGCUUACCACUGUCUGGAGACAUGAAGCCCUCCAAGCUGAUGUCAAGUAUGUUAGCCCUGUUANUAAACUACAAUUCUGACACUUUCUAUCUGUAA
This is a messenger RNA of Eurytemora carolleeae, 423 nucleotides long. RefSeq lists its product as uncharacterized. Lineage: Eukaryota; Metazoa; Arthropoda; Copepoda; Calanoida; Temoridae. The record is from RefSeq and is a predicted model, not a curated record. The coding region runs from base 1 to 423 and encodes 140 amino acids. The transcript has a single exon.